Molecule: messenger RNA, 2820 nt
Organism: Panthera uncia (snow leopard)
Lineage: Eukaryota; Metazoa; Chordata; Mammalia; Carnivora; Felidae
Gene: GNAT3
Product: G protein subunit alpha transducin 3
Exons: 8
Coding region: 410-1474 (354 amino acids)
Biological process (GO): adenylate cyclase-modulating G protein-coupled receptor signaling pathway; sensory perception of sweet taste; detection of chemical stimulus involved in sensory perception of bitter taste
Cellular component (GO): photoreceptor inner segment; photoreceptor outer segment; heterotrimeric G-protein complex
Molecular function (GO): G-protein beta/gamma-subunit complex binding; GTPase activity; GTP binding
Source: RefSeq, a predicted model, not a curated record
AUAACUUUAAAUCACAGUAAUAAAUAUUGCCUGUUAGUGAGAAACAUCCACUUGAACUCUUCACACUGCACACUGACUUUAGUGUAUAGAUUUCGACCAUGUUCUACAUUAUUAUACACUAUUCUUUAAGGAAGAUGACCAAGUUUUUGAAGAUGUGCCAUAAGUGGUCAUUUAAUUUGAAAGCAUAAUGAAUUUCCUCCUCUGGUUCCAGCCGUACAACCAUAGCGAUGUACGGGUUUACCCUUAGAUCAGGUGAUAGUUCAUAAAGUAUCUCCUUAGUCAAAGCAGAAUCUCAGAGAGUGAGGGGAUGGGCUGUUAGGAGCCUCAGCAGAGCACUCCUUCUGCAGCCUCUGUCCAAGCCAGAGCUGUGCUGUCCGUUUGAAAAAGUUUGGGCAAAUAAACUACCCAAAUGGGAAGCGGAAUUAGUUCAGAGAGCAAGGAGUCAGCCAAAAGAUCAAAAGAACUGGAGAAAAAGCUUCAAGAAGAUGCGGAGCGAGAUGCAAGAACUGUAAAGUUGCUGUUAUUAGGAGCAGGAGAAUCUGGAAAAAGUACAAUUGUUAAACAAAUGAAGAUCAUCCAUAAGAAUGGUUACAGUGAACAAGAAUGCAUGGAGUUCAAAGCAGUAAUUUACAGUAACAUAUUGCAAUCCAUCCUAGCUAUUGUGAAAGCCAUGACUACCCUUGGGAUUGAUUAUGUGAAUCCCAGAAGUGCAGAAGACCAACGACAACUUUGUGUGAUGGCGAACACUCUGCAAGAUGGUGGCAUGACACCUGAACUGGCUGAGGUGAUAAAAAGACUCUGGAGAGACCCAGGAGUUCAGACCUGCUUUGAAAGGGCAUCUGAAUAUCACCUCAAUGACUCAGCAGCUUACUACCUUAAUGAUGUAGAUAGAAUCACAGCUCCUGGAUAUGUCCCAAAUGAGCAAGAUGUUUUACAUUCUCGAGUGAAAACAACUGGAAUCAUUGAAACUCAAUUCUCCUUCAAAGAUUUGCAUUUCAGAAUGUUCGACGUAGGAGGACAGAGAUCUGAGAGAAAGAAAUGGAUUCACUGCUUUGAAGGCGUUACAUGCAUUAUAUUUUGUGCCGCGCUCAGUGCCUAUGACAUGGUCCUAGUGGAAGAUGAGGAAGUGAACAGAAUGCAUGAAAGCCUUCACCUAUUCAACAGUAUCUGUAAUCACAAGUACUUUGCAACCACCUCCAUUGUCCUGUUUCUCAAUAAAAAGGAUCUCUUUCAAGAAAAAGUAACCAAAGUGCAUCUUAGUAUCUGCUUUCCAGAAUACACUGGACCAAAUACAUUUGAAGAUGCAGGGAACUACAUCAAAAACCAGUUUCUAGACCUGAAUUUAAAAAAAGAAGAUAAGGAAAUUUAUUCCCACAUGACCUGUGCUACAGAUACCCAAAAUGUCAAGUUCGUGUUUGAUGCAGUUACAGACAUAAUUAUCAAAGAGAAUCUAAAAGACUGUGGGCUUUUCUAAUCAGCCCUUUUUUCUUCCACUCUUGUUCUUGUACACUUUUCAAGAUAUAAAAGGAAAGGUGCUGUGUGAUGUGUUUAGUUUUAAUAAUAUUAACUUAUCUAGAAAUAUAACUAGUGUUAUAAAACAAAAAGUUUUCAUAUAAAAAUUUUAACAUAUUGUCAGCUCUCUGGAUGUUUCAGUUUCUUUGGCACAGUGAGGAUGGGGGUGUCUUUGAUGUCUGAUGUCCUUAGGUCUGAAAAUAUACAUUUUGGUAAAGCUCUAUCAGUACAUAUCACUGACACUGAAUUUUCUUGGUAGUAAAUUUCUGUAUUGUGGUCUAUUUUUAAUCAUAGAACAAUGAAAAAAUGCAAAGUAUCCCAUAUUAUUUUCAUUGGCUAGAAUUUGAGAGGCAUUUGUUUUCACUGAUAUGUAAUUGUGCCUGUACUAUAAAGACUAUUUAUUAUUGGCCCAUUACUCCUAUUCAGUAAGCUGCUAAUGAAAUGUUCACUCUACAUGUACUUGUUGGUAGGAAAUUUUAUAUGCAAAAGAAAUGCACGUAAUUUUAUCUGUCAUGUUUUCCUUUGAAAAAAGUGAUCAGUGCUGAAUUUUACCUUAGAAUUGAAGAUUUUAACACAAUAUCAUUUUGUAUCAGCCUAGUUAAAAAUGGGACCGUGUAUGGUCAAAUAUAUAGCAUAAGGCUGUUCAGGCUGAACAACAGUCCUUAAUGGAGUACUUAUUCUCACAUUUUGCUCCAGAGUGGCAUGGAGCAUUAUUACAAUUGAUUACAAUUUUAAGCCACAGAGAGGAAAAUAAUUCAGUUUCUUAACACUAGUAUGUUUUGCUUUUAUGAAUAAGAAGUAGGAAGUAAGAGUGAGUAAUUAGGAGAUUUUUGUGGAAGAGAAACAUUGAGCUUUUCAGUACUGUAAGGUCCAUUCUAAAUGCUAUACAGUAUGCUAAUGGUCAAGCCUGUUUUUUUAAAACCUAAUCUGGUGCGUUACAGACCAAAUCAUAUGAUUUGCAAAAAAAGAUGACUUCUUCCUUUCUUGAAGUGUGUAACAUUUAUAACAUAUACUUUUCAAGCAGGUCUUAACACUGUUUGCCUUCUACCAUGGGAAAAAGAUGAUACAUUGGUCAGAAUAGUAGGUCAAUGCAUGAGAUUUCUAACUACCCUGAAAAGAGAGCUAAUUAGGUUUUUACAAGCUAGAUGAGGAAAAGGUAAAUUAACCCAUUUGCCAAUCUGAUGAAUUCAGGUAGUUUUGUCUCAAUGUCACUUCUUCACUUCACGGUUCUGUAACAUUUCCAUUCUAAACACUUAAGAAUUAUCACUAUUCCAUAAGUAGCCUUGACUGGAGUGUCUGUGGCUUUAU